GAUUCGAACUUCCUUACUUCUGUGUUAGCAUCCCAGGGGACUUUCGAGUGUGGUUGUGACGUGAAAAUUGUUACUGCUGAGUGUGUAAGGUUUUAUAAGUUCUUUUUUUAUGGAUCCAAGAAUUGCUUGGUAUCCACCUGAACAAUUGGGAUAUGCUCAUGAUUUAUGGACGCGAAUUUGGGAAGCACAAUAUUGUUUAGACAACAUGAUUCUGGGAUCAACAUCGGACCAAAAACCACAAGAUUAUAUUCCACUAGACAGCCCGACAGACUCGAACACUUUACAUAAAAAGCAGGAUAUUGUUCAAAAAAGAAAAAGAAGCGAGAAUCGCGCUUGUACAUAUGGUUUAAACUUUUCUUCAAAUAAAAGGAUUUUAGAGAACGAUGGUCUCACUCCGUGGAGAAAACCUCUUAAAAAAUAUGAUCAUGGUGUUUUUGGGUAAGUAAAGAAAAAAAGUAAAAUGGCGAGAAACUUGUUAUCACUAAACUUCACUAACAGCUGACAGGGCAAAAUCAUAAUCAUGAUGAAUCAUUAUACCUACUAUUUCUAUUUACAUGAUUUGUUAAUACUCUACCACCAAUAUACUCUACCAGAUUAUUAAGACACAAUUUGUGUAAAAAAAUAAAACAAUAAAAUAAUACAGGUUAAUCUUUAAAUUUAAAAAUGGCUACACACUUUUAGACUACUAAUAGAUUCACACAGUCACAGAAUUAGAAAGAAUACAAAUGCAAACGUUCAUCAGUACAACCAAGAAAAACAACUAUUACUAUUCAUAUAAAUAAGUAUAAAUUCAAUUUAAUUUAAGAAUGGGCACAUUCUUAUUCAUUCGUUUUAGGUAGUAUUGUAUUCACACAUUUAGUAUAAAUUAUUAUAAAUAUUCUUUUGAACCUUGUCCUUGUAAUUAGGGGUGUGCCGGAUCCGUUUUUUCCAACCGGAUCCGGAUCCGGAUUUUCUUAUGCGAAAUCCGCCGGAUCCGGAUUCGGCCCCGGAUUCCGGAAUAAUCCGGAUUCCGGAAUAAUCCGGAUUCCGGUUUCUCCCGGAUUUUGGUACUAUUGGUAGAUACUUCGGUAAGUCAAGGUGGACUACUACUUUUUGUGUAUGGGAAUUCGCAAUCGGCGCCAAAAAAUCCGAGUUUUUAAUUUUCCGAUGUGUGUGUCUAUUUAUUAUUAAAUUAGUACUUUCGAUAUAUAUUUGAGUUCCGUUCCAUUUGGAUAAGUGUCUUACGAGAGACGCCAUGUUUCUACGCGUUCGCAGCAGGUUAUGCAGCUCGCUCAACCUAAUUUCGCCAUGGGGUUGGCCACGCCCCCCUUUUUAAUGGCGGAAGUUGACGAUACUUAGGAAAUAUUAAUUUAUUAUCACUAUUUACAUCAAAAUAAUUGAUAACUUGUGUUUCAGAAUGCAUUUAAAGACAUUUAAACUGGAAUGUUUUAAUUUGAGCUUUAACAACCCGGUAGAAUCCAUAUUAUAAAUGAUCAGAAUUUACCGUGUGCAACACGUUGUCAUUGGCAACCAUUCACAGCCACUUGCAUAACUGUAUCGUAGUACUACCUCAGAGUUUCAUUCAUAAGAGUUUGCCGUGUGCAAAAACUAUUAAACCAUUGGUCAGGGAAAGCUUUAAUUAAUUAUUCAUGUGCCAAAGUUGAAAGUUUAAACUAAGUCUAAACAGUAUUUUAGUGAUAAGGCAGGGAAUGCGUUGCCUUAUAUAAACUAUAUAGUCAUUGCGCAUGACGGGAUUGGCGGAAUGAGAUCACAGAAUGUGGAGAUGCAGUCCAUGUUAAAAAAUGACAAACCAAGUCGUACUUUAAAAAUUCAUAACUUUAAAACUACAACAGCUAAAAAUAUGAUUUUGGUGUUAUAAUUCUUUAAAAAAAUUACAUCUUUUCAACUAUGCCAUUGGUUUAUUUUUACAAAAAGUUUAAAUUUUCUUAUCAAAGUCCCUACACUAUUGGCCACUAUUAGCGGUGCUGACUCUAGCCUCUGGUAUGUACGGAAUAUUAAACAUUAAACAAGCUCAACGCUCGAAACAAUCGAUUAAUGUAUCGUGAUCGUGUGGAAUUCGGGAAAGAGAAUUACUUUUAUUUCAGAUUAUGAUCCGGUGAGUCACAAAAUCUGGCAAAUUCCGAAAUCCGGUAUAUUCCGGAAUCCGGUUGUUCCGGAUACAUGUAAAUCCGGCGGAACCGGAUUUCACCGGAUAGUGCAAAAUCCGGCGGAACCGGAUUCCGGACCGGGGUCCGGCACACCCCUACUUGUAAUGUAAGUUGGAUUUUAAUGAAAAACCAGUACUGCCCAUACUGCUAAACCUAUUUUAACAGCCUAUUAGUAUCAUCAUACUAUAAUACUACUAUCAAACUGUAGGCCUAGCCCUAUUCAGCAUUUCAUAUUUAUAUUAACUACUGUGUAAUUAUAAUUAUGGACUGUGGUAAGUUUUAAUUUAAUUAUAAUAUAGUAUAUAGCCUAAAGUCUGUGGGCCAUAUGAAUCUAUGAAUUUAUCUUAUCAACAAAUGAUAUAUUAUACAAUCCUACUGUGGUUUCUAAGCCUAGGCCUAGGGUCCCAUAGUAUUUUACAUUUAAAUAUGAAAAAGAAACUCCCUUUUUUUUUAUUACUAGACUUGCCAUUAAAAAGAGAAGACUCACUCUAAUCCCUAAUCUGUAUUUUAACUCUUAGAUAAUUCAUUAGGCCCCUAUAUGUUUAUACCUUUUGUUAAUGGAAAAAUUGUUUCUAAUACAGAAUAAUUAGUUCUAGGAUACUUGUUAUAGUUAUGCUAAAAAUAUAGGUAUAUUAUUCAUUUUCAUUUGUACUCUUUCUCUACUUGUAUUAUUUUAAUAAGUAUAGACGCCUCUUGACCUAAAUUAUUAUAUAAUAUAGGUCAUUUAGUUAAGGCAGUUUAGAGCUGAUUUCUUCAGUUUUAAAUUAUUUUUAACUGCUUACUGAGUUUAAAUUUGGCUAAUCUUAAAUGCUUGGGAUUCUAUAGGCUAUAGGCCCAUGACAUAGGUAGUGACAUUUUUGUUUUGAAUAGGGAAUGUUAUGAUGAAUACUUUGCUUUUAAUGAAAAACUUCAGGCAUGCACUUGAAAAGGGAUCCUUGUUAACUUUGACUUGGUUCCUUUGAUACACACUAAAUUAGGGGUGUGCCGGACCCCGGUCCGGAAUCCGGUUCCGCCGGAUUUUGCACUAUCCGGUGAAAUCCGGUUCCGCCGGAUUUACAUGUAUCCGGAACAACCGGAUUCCGGAAUCCGGAAUAUACCGGAUUUCGGAAUUUGCCAGAUUUUGUGACUCACCGGAUCAUAAUCUGAAAUAAAAGUAAUUCUCUUUCCCGAAUUUCACACGAUCACGAUACAUUAAUCGAUUGUUUCGAGCGUUGAGCUUGUUUAAUGUUUAAUAUUCCGUACAUACCAGAGGCUAGAGUCAGCACCGCUAAUAGUGGCCAAUAGUGUAGGGACUUUGAUAAGAAAAUUUAAACUUUUUGUAAAAAUAAACCAAUGGCAUAGUUGAAAAGAUGUAAUUUUUUAAAGAAUUAUAACACCAAAAUCAUAUUUUUAGCUGUUGUAGUUUUAAAGUUAUGAAUUUUUAAAGUACGACUUGGUUUGUCAUUUUUUAACAUGGACUGCAUCUCCACAUUCUGUGAUCUCAUUCCACCAAUCCCGUCAUGCGCAAUGACUAUAUAGUUUAUAUAAGGCAACGCAUUCCCUGCCUUAUCACUAAAAUACUGUUUAGACUUAGUUUAAACUUUCAACUUUGGCACAUGAAUAAUUAAUUAAAGCUUUCCCUGACCAAUGGUUUAAUAGUUUUUGCACACGGCAAACUCUUAUGAAUGAAACUCUGAGGUAGUACUACGAUACAGUUAUGCAAGUGGCUGUGAAUGGUUGCCAAUGACAACGUGUUGCACACGGUAAAUUCUGAUCAUUUAUAAUAUGGAUUCUACCGGGUUGUUAAAGCUCAAAUUAAAACAUUCCAGUUUAAAUGUCUUUAAAUGCAUUCUGAAACACAAGUUAUCAAUUAUUUUGAUGUAAAUAGUGAUAAUAAAUUAAUAUUUCCUAAGUAUCGUCAACUUCCGCCAUUAAAAAGGGGGGCGUGGCCAACCCCAUGGCGAAAUUAGGUUGAGCGAGCUGCAUAACCUGCUGCGAACGCGUAGAAACAUGGCGUCUCUCGUAAGACACUUAUCCAAAUGGAACGGAACUCAAAUAUAUAUCGAAAGUACUAAUUUAAUAAUAAAUAGACACACACAUCGGAAAAUUAAAAACUCGGAUUUUUUGGCGCCGAUUGCGAAUUCCCAUACACAAAAAGUAGUAGUCCACCUUGACUUACCGAAGUAUCUACCAAUAGUACCAAAAUCCGGAAUCCGGGAGAAACCGGAAUCCGGAUCCGGCGGAUUUCGCAUAAGAAAAUCCGGAUCCGGUUGGAAAAAACGGAUCCGGCACACCCCUACACUAAAUUGGUUCCUUCUGUACACACAGCAAUGUAACACCCGGAAAAAAAAGUGCACAAAACAUUAGCCAUCAUUUUAUUUUUCACUAAAUUUUAUUAAUUCCUAGUACUGCCAACUUACAUAAAAAAAAAAAAUGUAUACAUAACAUUUUUAUAUAUUUUGUAAUAUAUUAGCCUUAACUUAUUGUACUGCAAAAUUCACCCAAAGACUGUCCAUUACCUCUAAUUUACCAUACAACUUUUGGGAUCCAAAUCCUGUACAGAAAAAAUGGAAAACUCGAAAAAUGUACAAUUUGUAACAUUUUCAUAAUUUUUAUCUGUUUUGAAUGCAUGAAUCAAACAGACCUGUUUACUUGUCACAAAUGACUGGGACAGGGGUUAACAACAGAGCUCCAUUGUUCUUCAGAUAAUUUAUAGGGUGAUUUUGGGGAGGGAACUGUUAGGCGCAUGUGGUAAGGUUAAUAGAUUCUCAUAUCUUAGAGAUUAGGGAGAUCAGACCUGCCAACACUUCCAAUUUUAUUGGAAUUUUACAGAUUUUUUACCCCUCAUUCUGACCUUCCGACAAACCCUUUAAAAUUUCCAUUUUCCGAAAAUUAUAAUUUUUCACCCGUCAUAAAAAUCCGAAAGCAAAAAAAAAAAAAAAAUCGGGUAUGACAGGAGGUGGUGCAUUUCGAUGAUGCCACUUCCUUUGUUUCUAUGAAGGGUCUACAUUUACAGCAACCGUAUAAGUUCUCAGCCUUGUCACAUGACUGUUAAUAGUCAAUCAGAGUUUACGGUACUUCAUUUCAACAAAUUCAAGAUAGUCUGGACAUUUGCAUGAAAAAGAAAUAUAUUCAAUUCUACAAAAGAAAUACUAGAACCAUUGCUGACACAUAUAAUAAACAAAUGGUUAAAAGGGUACAAUGUUAAAUAAAGCGUGACAUGUCCGCUGGAUGAAUAUCUCGUACACUAUUUAUCCAGGUGCCAGACGUGUAGACACUGCCUUGUUUUUAUCCAAGGGAACCACUAUGUCCAAAUAAUGCCUCAAUCACCAAUUAAUCUGAUCAAGAUUCAUCCUUUUACUGGGCUAAAAAAUUAUUUACUUUUGUUGUGACUUUUUUUUUCUGUUCACGCUUUUUGUAAUUAAAUGGAUAAAUCUAUUUAAAGUGGUGGGUACAAUGAUAUUAAAAAACAUAUUUUAACAACAAAAAAACAACAUACAACUGCAGCUAAAAGCAGUGAAUCUAAAAUAUCCAUUCCAUUGUCUAAUUUCUUUGCUAAUGAAUCUGAUGAUUCAGUUAUCAGAUCGGAAGUUUUAUUUACUGCAUUUCUUAUUGAAGGAAAUAUGUCUCUAGCCAACUCCCAUAGUUUUAAUGCCAGAGCCAAAGAAAUGUUUCCAGACUCGAAGAUUGUGAAGAAAAAUUACAAUGCAACAAGCGCAAGCCUGAAAGUUGAUACUCUUUCUAACUUGCCUGUAAAUAUAAUCAAUUGCAAUGUUAACCUUCAGUUGCCCAAAGAGCUGCUUGACAAGUGCGAAAAGGCCACUUGGUAGAUGCUGGAAAACUGAACUCUUAGCAGCCUGUGUCCAUUUCGUCAAUGGAAAAUUGAUCAAUGGGAGUUUGGUCAAACAGAAAUUUGAUCGCAUUUUUAUUUCAGUUAAGACGAUCUAAUUUUCUUCAAAUUUCUUUUUGAACGCACCAUACUAUAUAGUAAAACAAAAUAAUGCGUUCAAAAAGAAACUUGAUACAAAAUUAUAACAUCUGAACUGAAAAUAAAAUGUAUCAAAUUUCUGUUCGGUCAAACUUCCGCCGAUCAAUUUUCGGCUGAAGAAAUUUCUUUCAAACAAAUUUCCAGUAACCUGUGUACAUAUGUAAAUAAAAUGGAUAGUCUGUUCUGUAUAUAAACAUUUCCAGUAAUGUUGUUCUCAUGUUCUGUGGUGCUCUGUGGACUCUACAAAGACAAUGGAGGUAGCUUUAUAUUUCUAUAUUUACUAUUUAAAAAAAAGGCUUGUGGCACUUGUGCAUUAGUAUGUAGAUCUUGAACCAUAUCCCCCCCCCCCCCCCCCCCUUUUUUUUUUUGGCAGGUUGGCGGGUUUGAGAGAUGUUUCUUUCCAAAAUAUUAUGUCUCUGGCCUUCCAGACUUCGCAUUAUAAUUUUAAUGUUAACAACGGAAGUUCCUAAUUGAACGGAAAUGAGGGGGGGGGGCAUGGAUGGGGUAAUAGCUAGCAUUACUGGACCACCUAGGGAGGUAGAGAAUUGUAUAUAAGAUAGAACUCUUCGUGACAAAGGGAAGAGUUAGAAAUUCUUGGACGGUCAUUAUGAAGUGGUAGACGCAGCUAUACUAGACGUAGUCAAGGUUGGAGCCAGUGAUAGACUGUUAGUCAAGUGUUGGGAAAAAAACUGUACUGAAUUUGUUAUAUUGUAUUCAUCAAUACAUCUUUUAUCUAUAACUGUUUCUGAGGAGUUGCUUGAUCAUUCAUUAGUGUUCUGUGUUUUCUUCAUUGAACUUCUCAACUCCUGGACUAGUGAACAAUCACAGAGAGGAACGGCCCCGUACCAGUCACAACAACACCAAUACCACUUGGUACAUGACCAUAAGUACAAGCCAUACCUCAUAACACCAUCCCAUCUGUGACAUUACUCCUACGAUUUUGGCGUACACUGUACAAUUUUGAGAUGUCUUUUACGUUUGUUCAUCAAGACCUCUCACAACUUCAAUUUUAAAAAACUGGGUUGAAAAUAUUUAUUUAUUCCUGUAGUUUUUCUGAUUGAAAAAUAAUAAAUAAAAAAAGUACAUGUUCUGUUGUUUGAUUUAACCUGCUCUUUACAUCCAGCAGUUAAUGGAUCGAGAAAUAAAAUUGGUUGCGGACCAAAUAUUAUGUUUGCCUUGAGAGUGGAAGGCAGUGGGUUGAUUCACGAGAUUUUGUAUCAGGUGUGGCAGGGGAGGGAGCUGUCUAAAUAUUUUAGUCUAUAAAAUUAACAAUGCCACAUUUUUGUAAUGAUAGUGGUGAUGGUCAUAUUUUUGCAUUGUGUGUUUUCAUAAUUAACUCGCUAGGCACAGCAAUAUAAGCGUAGUAGCCUUAGUGACAAUUUUAAUCAAUUUGGCUUUUGUUUUCUUCGGUGCUGUAUGACAUAAUUUUGUGAUAUAAUUAUUUCAUUAGCUCGCUCUGAAUGUUUACUCAAUUUAAAUUGAUAUCUAUAGCAAAUACACGUCUGCAAAACAAAGCGACAGCAGUUUGCAAUAUAAUUGUCAGUCAUCUACCUUUUAGAAGUUCCCUUUUGUGAUGCCAGCAUAACUGGAUCCCAUUAGACAUGCAAUAAUAUCUUCCAUAUGAGAUGCCUGCGUCGCAUCCUUGGUAUUAAAUGGCAAGAAAAAGUGACUAAUAGUGAGGUCCUAAUGCGUGCGAAUACCCAAAGCAUGUUCACAAUCCUUAGUGAAAGACGCCUGUCUACCGAUCCAGUACAAUUUUCUUAGAGUCCCGGCCGCAUUCCGAAAGACCUCCUAUAUGGUGAACUUGCUUCGGGAAAGAGGAAAACAGGUCGCCCACGUCUGCGAUUUAAAGAUGUCUGUCAAAGAGACAUGAAAGCAGCCAAAAUACAUACCAGUGACUGGGAGUAUAAGGCAGAAGACCGAUCUACGUGGCGCACAGUUGUCAAAGAGGGCGUCAUGGUAGCCGAGGAGCGAAGAAUGGAAGAGGCUGCAGACAGAAGGGCUAGGAGAAAGGCCAAAACAUUUAGUAGCACGGAACUCAUGUGUAUAAAUUGUGGUAGAGACUGUCACUCGAGGAUAGGACUGCACAGCCACUCGAGAAAAUGCAACCCAACCCAACGGUGAUGCACCAUCGUCUCACGAGACGGAAGGAUGCUGAUGACAAGUAGUUAUAUUUAUGUAUUUAUUUACUGUUAUAUGUAUUGGACGAUUUUGUACGAUCUUAGGAGUUUGAGGUUAUACAAGUCUGAUCAAAGAUGAAUUAACUCCCCUUUGAUGCACACACAUUUUAGCAUGUUUUAAUUAUUAAUUAAUGGAUAGAUUGCAUUAUAAAAAUGAAAAUAGCUUGUUUUCUAUCUGAUGUUCAUCAAAUUUUGAGGUGUUUUUUGUUUUUUUUUAAGGGUACCAUCAUGGAGGAAAAUGUCAUGAGGAUAGAAGUUGUAUUUUUAUCUCUAUGCACUAUGUAGAUAUAAAAUGUUAAUUGGAAGUUUCUAAUUGGCCAGUGAGAUUUAAGCUUCCUGUUCAACUUUGAAUUUAUUGCACUGCCAAUUUGAACAUGUGCCUUGUGCACUCAGUUUUCUUUUCUCAACACAGUAACAACCUGUACAAAAAUCAGUACAGCCAUACACCUUGGCAAAUCUAAAAACAAAAUUACCGUACAUGUAAACCGUACAGGUUGGCGUGCAUUCAUUUACAUUUAGUAAUUAAGUAGGUAUUCUGCAACCAUGAGGAAAUAAUUGUAUUUAUAAGUAUAUAUAUUCACUUAAGCUUAGGUCCUAUAAUAAUAUAAGAUAUAAUAGUAUAUUGAAAUAAGUUACAUAGCUGGCUCCACACAUUGUCGAAUUAAGACCUGCCCACAAGCAGUUAAAAUGUUGCUUUCUCACGGUAGUGUAACUAGGGGGUGUGAAGGGGGAGGCCCCCCAAUCAAAUUUUAGCAAUAUCCGUCAUUUUGAGUUUGCUUCAACCUUAUUCUAAAAUAUCUCAAAUAAGAAAUGAAAAUAUUUUCCAGAUAACUGAAAUUUGACGUUUGUUUAAUUCUAGUCAUUCCUUUUGUCAUCAAAUUGUCAAUUCUUUGAUGAUUAUGCAGUCUUUGGAAACGUUUACCACUUGUGUUGUUAAACUUUUUUUAUUACCUCCUAUUUCUUUAAAUUGGUUUGCAUAAAGAUGCCCCAGAUUGCCAUCAGUACUUUACAUAUUACUACAUCAAUACAAGUACAUUCAAGAUCAAAUAAAAUCCCUUGAAAUUGGAUCCAUUGUCACAGGCUCCUGGUCACAUGGCUCUUUUGCCCUGACUAUAUCCGGCACUGAUUCUACAUUCCGUAAAAGAAAUUGUUACAAGGAAAUAAAUUAAAAUUAUUAUUAUUAUUAGGAUGUAGCAAAGAGAUUUGAAAUUUUUUUUUAUUAAAAAAAUAAUUUGAAAAUAAAAAAGUUCAGAUGAAAUUAGUUGAACUGUGAGUGUGAGACUUACUUAAUUCAUUCAACCUCUUUAGCUCUUCUUAGACACAUUUUUAUACAAAUCUGCCAAAAUUGUUGCUUCCAUUACCGGUAUCCAAAUAUAAUGUAUAGAACAACCAUCCCUGAUCUAGGUUUUCACCAUUUAGAAAAAUAUGGGUUAACAAAAUUAAGUUGUGCAAGGAAUAAAUUGGUAAAUCCAGGAAUGUAAAAAUUCUGCCCGAAUUUGUCAUUUCAGUUUCCUUUAAGGCUGUAGACACAUUUUAUAUAAGAAUGCUCAUUCCAUUGUAUACUAUCGUGUGCUGAUUUCAUAAUUCAGAUUGGUUCCCUUUGUAUAUCUUAUUUACUCUAUUUUAGAUUCACUCUUGUGUAUCUCCCUGAAAUGUUUCACCAUAUACCGCAAUAUGUAAUACAGAAUGACUAUCACUGAUCAGUUGCAUUGUUAUCUGGGGGGGGGGGGGGUUUGUUUGAAUCCUGUACUUCUAUUGGACAUUUGUUUGUUUGACUGUUGUUGUUUUGCGUGUGGGGGGGGGUUGAAUCCUGUACUUCUAUUGGACAUUUGUUUGUUUGAUUGUUGUUGUUUUGUGUGUGUGGGGGGGAGUUAAUUUUAUUAUGGAUACUUGUAUGUCCAGAAUCUGUCCAGGUUCAGUCACCUAUGGCACGGGUGGGCAAACUACAGCCCAUGGGACACAUGCGGCCUGACAAUUGAUGUUAUGCGGCCCCCGAGGGCAUUUAGAAAUUUAAAAAAUUACUUUGCUUUUAAGUUAUCUUGAAAUUUACAGAAUUUUCAUGUGCCGUUAUUAUUGUUUUAACAUUUUUUUAAUAAAACUUCUUUCCAAUUUAACAGUCCUUGUCCUUUGUAAGGAAAUGCUAAUAUGGCAAAAUAUAUAUGCAGCCCUCUAAUAGCUUGUCAUUUGUCAAUUUGGCCAUACGCACACAAAGUUUGCCCACCCCUGAUCUAUGGUAUUGUCUGAUUUUUAUGUCCAGAAUCUGUCCAGGUUCAGUCACCUAUGGUUUUGUCUGAUUUUUUUCUCCCUCUUAGUUCACAACCACAAAAUACUGAGAGACUAUAAAAAAUAUAUUUGAAUCCACUAAACUGCUACUUUAUAUCUAUAUAUAUUAAAAAUGUGUUUUGAUACACCAUUACUCAACAAGACAUUUGUUUUAAUACAAACUGCGUGGUCAUAUACUUGAGCCAGUUUCCUCCGUAAAGUACCUGGGUGUUACCAUUCAAUGAAAUAUAAAGGUCAGCUGGGACGAGCAUAUUAAAAAUGUUAUCAACCAGGCAAACAAGACCCUGGGGUUCUUAAGGCGUAAUCUAAAGAUUGGCAACUCCUGUGUGAAAGAAAGAGCCUAUAAAGCCUUUGUCCGUCCGGUUUUAGAUUAUGCAUCUUCAGUCUGGGACCCAUUUACCCAGAAGAGCAUAGACAGGUUGGAGGCAGUCUAGCAAUGGGCAUCACGCUUUGUCCUGAACCGCUACAGGAAUACCUCUAGUAUUGGCAGCAUGCUGGAAACACUAGGCUGGUCACCAUUUGAGGAACGAUGACUUUCCAGACUCUCCAUAAUGUACAAGAUAAAUAAUGGGCUGAUCCACUGUUCCAGUAUUAAACAGAAACUCGUCCCUCCCCCCAUAGACAGCGAUGAGGCUAUGACAGGCAAUUCCGGCUCAUACCAGCGAGAAGCCAAUAUAGGAACUGCUCAUUCCUGCCAAAGACAAUCAUGGACUGGAACAAACUUUUAAAAGGAACAGUUGAGGUGACAACACUUGACACACUAUUGCCUCAGGCCUUCCAAACCCCAGUGUAUGAUACCCUCACAAAGUAUCCCUUGCUACCAGUGAAAUAUCCUCAACACCAGGCACAGAAACAUUGCAAAUCCCCUCUACAUGCAUAGGAGCCAAAAUGAUCAAUAAAUUGAUUGUGGGCCCUUAAUAUAUAGAAGAAGAAGAAAGUUAAAUCCAUGAUGGAAGAAUCUUUUAUUCCUUCAUUCUAUAUCUGCAUUUAUUAUUGUGUUUGUGUGUUUGGGUAUUUAUUCCAUGAAAAUUAUUACAAAAAGCCCAAAUUAAAAAUGUAAAAAUUGAAAUAAACAAGAAAAAUAUUUUUGGUGAUUAUUUUAAAGCAUGGGUGGCCAACCCAAAAGGCUUUGUGUGCCUCUUUGAUAGCCAGUAAAUCGUUUGCGGGCCGCAUGUCUUUAAUCCUUUUAUUAAAAUAAACUCUCUCUGAAUGAUGUGUAGAAAUAUCUAAUUUUAAUGCACAUAAUAAAUUGCUAAAUAAAAUGAAAUGCUAAAUAUCAAAAUAAAACUAAUGUGAUAUCAUUUUAUCUUUCCUCUCACAUAUCUUUUUGAAAUUCAUUUCUUUGUCAAUUUAAUGAUGAACAAAUAGUUAAAUUUGUGAUGAAUCAGGCAUUCAUGGGCAACAGUAUUUGACAUGGUGGGCCGCAUGCUGGCCACGGGCUGUUAAAACAAUUGUAUUUCGGGUGUAAAUGUUAGCCAGCAUUGGUGAAAAGAAAUGGUCAUGGCAUAUCAAAUGCUUGGGUUGUCCGAGCUGUACUUUCAUGUUCAAAAUAGGACUUCAUUUGUGCAGUCACCAAGUGAAUGGGGAAUUUUACAAACAACGUUAAAAUGGCAAAUUCUAGUCUAGUCAUUGUGCUACUUAGGUUUUGUUUAGACAGAUACAGACCAAUUCAGUUUGAAACAUCGCUAAUAAAAGAUCCAUUUGGUACAGAUGCACCAUUUUAACUAAUCUUGAACAUUAUAUAGAUAGACUUUUCUUGUUUUUUUUUUCUUUUAAGCAGCGCCUUAUUUCUGCCAGUUGCUACUAAGGCAUUCUUAUCAUUCUAAGUUCUUAAAAAAUUCUAGCAUUUCAGGGACAAAUUGGGACUUUUUCUAUUGUGUUUUUGAAAUGUGUUUCUAUGAUCUUAUUCAAAACAUAAAUUCAAUUUGUUAACUACGUUGUUGUCGUCAUCCCUAUUUUUACUUGUACACCUACCAGUGAACAUUCUUGAUUCCCAAUUGGACUGCCCAGUAUAUUGAAUAGUAAGGCAGUGCCCAUUUCAUUUUUCCCCAUAUUGAUUGGCGUAUUUCUGAGAACUGCAUGGACCACUGUUGAGACAAUAUCGAAACUGAAACACUUUAUGUGUAUAGUAAGCUUUCAUUGCACUAAGCCGAAAUUUGUUUAAAAGCUUUGUGCUAGUCAGUAUUGUUUUCCUUAAUUUUUUUUUUAAACCGUAAAAACAAAAAAAGGUAACCCUCAAACGGAAUGGGAAAUCUCAUGUCUGUAUUGAAUCGGUGACGUCGCCAUGAUCGAGUUUGUCUGAAUCAUAGUAACGUUAGGUAAUGGAUGUUGGUCAUGAACUCAUAAGGCAAACUGGAAUAAAACACGAUUAUGAUUUAGUUUGGAAGUAAGUUUUCUUUUGACUCCACCUAAAUUGUCGUAUUUGUUGCUAAAAUGCCUAUCAAAUGCUGUUUUAGUCACACAUCAUAUAAAACAAAAAUUGCUUUUAUCAAUCGAGUUUUAAUUAUAUUGCCGAAUAGCGUUUGAAAUCAUUAUAAAACUCGUUUAGCAGAACUGUUAAAAAAGGUCCAAGUUCCACAUAGACAGUUGUUUUUAAUGUCCAAGUUUCACAGAGACAGACAGCUGUGGUUUAACGUCCAAGUUUCACAGACUCUGACAGCUGUUAACGUUCGGGUUUGGUCCGAUCACAGGGUCGUGUAGGAGAGAGAGGGAGAAAUGAGCCGCUCAUCCAUCCACUCGAAGAGCAUCUCGUGAGAUAUGUGCAUGGCUGAGGUUUUGUACCGUCACCUAUAACGUUGUUUACAUAUUAUUGCUGGCAUGGCUUCAGCGUGUUCAAGUGGAAACCUUUUUUUUUUUCCUUUUAAAAUAUACCAGAAAGUUUGAAACAAAUAUUAAUAUUCCCAGCACGUUGAUAGCAUCGUGUGAAAAGUCUAGCUAUAUUCAUUUUCACGGACUGCCACAACGUUAGUAAAAAAAUAUGUGAUUGAAUUAGCUGCGCGUUAUGUUAAAAGAACGUAACAACUCUUUGAGCACACACAUUAGCGGGUAUUGAAGAGACAGUAACAAUUUCAUCUGUAUAACGUCAGUGACAAUUUCAUCUGUAUAACGUCAAUAACAAUUUCAUCUGUAUAAACGUGGCUCGACACUGUUCAAACGAUGAAUUUUCUCCACGUUUUCUAUUACCCAGGGUCGCCAACCAUGAUCCAUUGGCAAAAACACUGAAUGGUGACUUAGUACAGUAUUGAACAUAGUCUGUUUAUAUAUGUCAUACACAUUACUUACGGUUGUGGGAGAGAAUGCACAAGUGGGGGGGGGGGGGGCGCUACUACCAUAAUCCAAGCUGUCACUAACAUUGAUAGCUGUUCAUUCUCGAGAUGUUGGUAACAGUAGUUGGUAUACAUGUAAGUAAGCGCACUAUAUUUUCCGUAAACCAAGUUAAGACCUUGAAGCUCGGUGUGGAAAUUCAAAUUUUCUACGCAUGUCACUUGUCCUCGUCUGUUCAAUUAAUCUGGGACCACUGUCAGAUUUUAGAAAUGUGCGUGGAUUCAUUUUAAUGAGCUGCUGCGAUAUAAGAUAUGCGCUUGGUUAUUCCAUCUGCACUAGACCCGUGGUUAUUCCAUCUGCACUAGACCUGUGGUUAUUCCAUCUGCACUAUACCUGUGGUUAUUCCAUCUGCACUAGAACUGCACCGGAUUUCUGCCUCUAGGAAUAAAAUGAGAACAGGGGUGGGGAAACUUUGCGUGCGUAGGGCCACAUUGACAAAUGAAAAGCUAUUAGACUUAUUAGAGGGCCGCGUAUAUAUUUUUGCAAUAUUAGCAUUACAUCACUGUUUACAAAAAUUGGAAAGAAAUUUUAUAAAAUGUUAAAACAAUCGUAACUGUCCAUGAAAUUCUGUAAAUUUCAACAAGACUUAAAAACGAAGUAGUUUUUUAAAUUUUCUAAAUGUCCUCGGGGGCCGCAUAACAUCAGUUGCCGGUUCGCAUGUGGCCCGCGGGCCGUAGUUUGCCCAUCCCCGAAUUAGAAUAUGGGGGGGGGGGGGCACCGGUCAUAAUUUCACUAAAUCAGCACCUGAUUUCUGACACAGGGAAGGAAAUUAGAAUCCCGGUUACCACUGUUGCCGGUUCGCAUGUGGCCCGCGGGCCGUAGUUUGCCCAUCCCCGAAUUAGAAUAUGGGGGGGGGGGGCACCGGUCAUAAUUUCACUAAAUCAGCACCUGAUUUCUGACACUAGGAACGAAAUUAGAAUCCCGGUUACCACCGUCAUAUCUUUCUAAAGCUGCUUCCUUUGGGGAGGGGAGGGGGGGGAUUCCCCCCUCCCCCUACAGAAGUAUGACCGGACCAUUCAAUACCUAACCAAUCGAGAUGUUGUUGUGGAUCUAUUUUCUCAAGGGCUAGUGGGCUCGGGACUAUUUUAAGGAGCCAGCCAUUUCUUCGUGUGUGUAAUUGUGUUGCUUUAUAUAUUUAGAACCAUGUUCACGAUCUUCAUGACUCGAAGUUUGAUCUUGACACGUCUAUCCCAUUACCAUUUAAGUGUUCAAAAUCUAAGAGGUUAGCCAUCUGAAUAAGCUCGGCAAAAUCGCGUGAUGGGAGCAGCGCCAAAAUGUCCAUUCAUUGGACUUUUUACACAAACAACUCUAUGUUGGAUGACUAGCUAAUGAUUAAGUAGGACCUCAUGAGGUGCGGACAUUAAGACGGCACCAAAUACCCAAUUAUAAGGGUGACAACUUGUAUUUAUAAUUAGAGGAAUUACAACCGGCAUGUUAUUCGCAACUUUUGCUUGGCGCAGUCUCAUUUCCUCGCCGGGUCGGUGUAUUGUGAACUGAGCAAAGUCUAAUCUUGAUAAUUAAUUUGAAGUGUGCACUUUUGUCAAACACACAGUAACAUUUUUACUUAAUAGUGACUCACAGAAAUAAAUCUGUGCUGGAACAUUCCUAUCAUUAGCUUUACAUGUGUCCGCAAUGGAUGACGCUCGCAUGACGUCAUUCGCCGGAAUAGAAUGAAGACGUGUCACCGACUCCAUAUCCCCGAACUCCAUCUCAACAGUGACAUCCAAAACUGCUUAAAACUUUCCCGAAAACGCACUUUCAGUUUAAACGGAGACCUGCCACCGUGCGUGGUAGUCAUAAAAUGACUUAACUGAUGAGUGUGUAAGCCAAGCUUUGUGUGUUGUAUCACUACAGAGUAGGAUCGCUGCAUGUUUAACAAUAGCCCCUGUGCCCUAGUCUUAAAUUCACUUGUUGUCCAUGCGUUUGAUACCGGCGUAUCGUUCUAAUACGGGAGCCCGUCCUUCACGUCAGGCGAGGGGGUUGUCUAAUGACGUACUGCCCACGCACUCAGUGCGCCACGUGAAAACUUCACGCACACUCAGCACGUUUCUGACAUUCCACGCAAAGCUUGGGCUGUUUUCGUCGCCCGCCCCUACAGCUGGCUUGCAGUUCACUCACGACUGUUAUGACUGUGAUCUAGUUUACCUACGGCUACUGGCUUGAUACCGCCUCCACCGUCUCCCAGACUGAUUAGAUUUUAAACUGUAUCCAAGUUCUAUUAAAAAAAUCACCCGGUUUUCUUUGUAUAGUUGACUCCUGCAAUGAUCAUACUAUCUUUCUUUGAUGCGUUACAGUAUGUCAUUUAAAGUUAAUAUUCGUGCGCUACAUUUUUGGCUACUUCAGGUUCAAUAAAAGGCUAUAUUAUUAUUAUAGGCUUGUAGGGUCGAUUCAUAUAAUAAUCUGGUCAGUUUCAGGCAUCUGUCAAUAGCUUCCUAAGUCCUGUAUAACUAACAAACUAUUCAUGAUUUAAAAAAAACAAAACAAUAUCGUGUCAAAGACACCCACCCCAUUUUAAAUGAAAAGUAAAGAUUUUAUGUUCUCAUUCUGUUAGGGAAGUUAAGAAUGUACUUGCCAAUGACCUGUGGCUAAUAACUGUAACUCAUUGACAUGAAUCUAAUGCAGGCACUAGGCUCCCUUCUUAAGUAUUCACAAGAAUAUUUUGUCUUCAUUCAUAAUCAUAGGAAUCUAAGGCAGAAAUUAAAAUUUUCCCUCAUAUUCACAAGAAUCUAAUGUUGUAAUGCAGGCGUUAAACAUGUUCUCCUCAAUAUGCACAGGAAUCUAAGGCAGUCUUUCCUUCAAAUUCACAGGAAUCAAACACACUAUUGUAGAUAUUAAACCAGGGGUGGAUAACCCAAGAGGCUUAGUAGGCCUCUUUGAUAUUCAUUUGCAGGCUGCAUGUCAUUACAUCCAUCCCUGUGGCGCUACAGCCCAUUUAGGGCUUUGGCCUGCCUCACCACUUCCUUCCACUCAGACCUAACUAAUGCCUUUCUUUUCCAUGCUUGGACUUUCAACUGCUGUAGAUCUUUUUCCACAUCAUCUAUCCACCUAAGCCUAGGUCUGCCUUUGAGCCUUUUUCCUCUGGGGUAUUGGUGAUGCAUCCUCUUCGUUCCUCUGUCAUUGGCAUUCUCUCUAAGUGUCCUGCCAAGCGUGCAUGUCAUUACACCUAUAUUAAAAUAAACACCCGCUAAAUGUUUAUCUCAUCUUAAUGCACAUCAUGAAUUUCUAAAUAAACAAAAUGUAUGCAAUAUCAUUGGUUCUUUUCUCAUUUAUAUUUUUACAAUUGAUUUCUUCGUCCACCAAAUAAAGAACGAUGAAGUUUGAGGCGGGCCGCAAGCUGUUCUGUUUUUGAACUCACAUACAUCUAAAGCAGGCAAUAGAGUUUUCCUGUGUAGUCACAGGAAUCUUUUAUGUAUACUAUCACAAAGUAAUGCAAUAAUAACGAAACAAAAUCUCUCUAGCUCAUAAUUUUCAUCCCCUUCUGUAUCCUGAUAAUCUGAUUUCUCAAUGUUUGCUUUUUUCUCCCUCAUUACAGUCCUCUAUCUAUAGUUAAAAUGCAGGUUGUAUGUCAUCUAUGUAUGUGAAAUUUUUAAAAUUGGAUACCAUAUCCAAUCCAUGCAGAGCAAACUAUAUCUGAAUAGUCAUUGUUAUGCUUCUGUAACUGUCAGCUGAGAUGUUUAAAGAUUAUUUAAGCCUGGUGCCUGUAUUGAGUAAUGUAAAUUUAGUUAUCUUAUUGAUUUAUGCUAGGUGAUAGUUUUAAACCUUUUUAUACAAUAGUCUUUUUAAUUUGAUCAUAACAUGUUAAAAUGUUUUCUAAUCAUGAGAUCUUUGUGCAUGUGCUGAGGCCAUGCAAAUUCAAAAAUAUACCUAGGUUAUUGGGUGUAUUUAAAGAAAAGCACUCACUCUUUUCAGAUGAUGCUGCUCUGAAAGAGAAUCAGGGAACUCGAUAAGCUAAUGGAAAAUUAAUUUUUAUCCUGAUUCAUUUUUCCAAAGAAAUGUAGCCUCAAGGUCCUCAAGCUAGAAAUUAUGUGUAGUUUACUUUGCAGUUUCCAUUUGAAACCAGUCAGAUUCUUCUAAUCAGUAUUCCAAUUUUAUUUUAAUAUAGAUUGCAUGAAGAGAUUAUUGACUUCUACGAACACAUGUCUCCUCAACCUCAGGAAGAAAGUAUGCGCAAAGCAGUAGUAGAUCGUCUGAGAUCUGUUAUAAAAGGUCUUUGGCCCAAUGCUAAGGUAAUAAUUUUAACACUUGCUGAAAAUGUUAACAAUUUAUAAAAACAUAUUUAACUAUUUUGAUAAUAAAGGGACUAUAGUAAAAAUAUCUUUUACAAUGUUAAAAUACGAUUUUUAAUCUAUAACUGUUUGCUUUAUUUUUCAACAGGUUGAAAUUUUUGGCAGCUUUAGAACUGGACUUUAUCUUCCCACCAGGUAGUAAAGAUUCUCCCACCUGAAAGCUUUCAUUACAUAAAAUCUUUGGAGAUAAUGAAUAAGAAUCAUAGUGAACUAUCAAUUGUUAAAACUAAUACACAAGUUCACUCUAGGAAAACCGCUGUUGGAUUUUUUAAAUCAGAUUAUAAAGGAUUACCAUUAUAUAUUGCCCUUGUUAUAUACCGUUAUAUGGUUUUGAAAUUUAAUCUAUUUUAAGAUUUGCCUUGUAGAAUGAACAAUACAUAACAAAGGACUUAAAACAAAUAUAUAUAGAAAAACGGUACUAAAGCUAGUGAUACUAACAAUAUUCAAUUUAAUUUCACUAGAAAAUGUCUAUAAAAAUGCAAGCUAAAAUAAAAAAAAAAAAAAAAAAAAACUUUAUCAAACUAAAAAAUGUCUAAAAAAAUGCAAAAAAAAAAAAAAAAAAAAAAAAAAAAACAACUUUAUCAACUUACAGCUCAGCAAGUGAAAUGUUACCUCUAAAAAUACAAAUGUUAAUAUACACACACUUAGAGUACAAUCAAAUUUUACAUACCAAAAAUCUCUCCUUGGCAGCUAGGAAAGCUACCGAUAGCUACAGGCCUAUAUAUAAGGAUUAAAUAAGAACCAUAUAGUAAAGAAGUUCUAGAAAGUGCGGCAUUCUUUAGAGCAAAAAUAGAACGUUUUUGAAGGAAAAAAAACAACUUUCCCCAAUAUAUGGGGGGGGGGGGCACCACCGCACUACACAUUUAAUUGGUGACGUCAAAAUCAAAACAAAGGGGGAAACAUUUUCUGGUAGCUAAAAUUAGCCCUACACAUAUGCGCCAUAACAGCUUCAUAAAAUAUAUUUGGUGCUUCGUAACUAAUCAGUGAAGAUUGGAAACAUUUUGUAAUCAACGGAGAGUACCGAUUUUGAAUUUAAAUAGGUGACUGAGCAUGAUUUAAAAAAACACCUGACUUUUUAUUAUAUACCAUGCUAUUGUUUCUGUUAGAAGAAACAGUUAUCUAUAACACAGUUCCUUUGUUUUGAUUCUCAGUAAUUCAAAAUCAGCAGUGAAUAUUGGUAGAAUUAGCUUAAAUAGAUUGAACUUUGUGUCCAUGUCUCUUCUUCGCUCUUGUUCAUGGGGGUUAAUCUUUUUCCUACAGAGUUUUUCUCAGACUUUUUUUUAAAAAUAAAUACCUAUAGAUGACUUAAAACCAAUUGCCCAUAUUUUUGCAUCAAUGGAACAAGAAAAUUAAAUUAUGAUAUUAUGAAGUAUUAUUUAGUUGACAGUCUUGGAAAGAUAAUGACUGAAAAAAUGACCCACUUUGCUCUGAAAAAUCCCCAUUUAUUACUAUUCAUUAUAUGAGUGGAAUAAAGUAAAAAUAAAAAACAACAAACAGAAAGCAGCAAAGGAAACAAAAUAGUCUUUUAUCUGAGCAGAGCUUAUGUUCACUCGACCCUUUUUAUUUGAAAUUUAAUAUAUUGGCACAAAGCUGAUAAAAGGAUAAUUUAUUACUAAUUUCACGUUUCCUGCAGCCUUGACACAUAUCAAUGUAUGCUUUUAUGCCAUAACAAAAUAUCUGUAUUUCAGUGACAUUGACUUAGUUGUGUUUGGAAAUUGGGACUCCCAACCGCUCUUUACGUUACAGAAUGAAUUGGUUGCCAGAAAAGUCGCUCACCCCUCCACUAUCAAAGUUUUAGAUAAAGCAUCUGUAAGUUUAUAAGAUUGUAUCUAGUGCCACAAUUAUCAAUGGAAUCAUUCAAUUUUUAUUUACGUUUGUUUUGUGAUGAAUUCAUGAUUACUUUACUAGACUCAUUUUCAUUGCAAAUUAUAUUUUAAGCAAUCGUAAGAAAAAUAUGUUUUAGCUCCUCAUUCGAGAAAGGCAUCUUAUGUUUGGCAAGAUUAUUUUUUAAAAAUGACAUUCAAUGUAAGUUGUUUUAUUUACUUGUUUUAUUUUUAAAAUUUCAAUUGUUAACUGAGGGAUUUAAAAAUUAUGGGCAAAAAGACAAAAAUAAACUGUUUUGUUAAUGGCCUUAUUAUAUUUCUAUGUUUCUUAAAAACCCUUGGCUGUUAAAAUUACAUUUUAAUGAGACUUUCACCAAAUCAUUACUAUAGUGUUUUGAUUGAAUCUUGUUUCAGGUACCUAUAGUUAAAUUGACUGACUCUGAGAGUGAUGUUAAAGUGGAUGUAAGUUUUAACACUGAUAGUAACCAGAAUUUUGGUGUGGAGAGUGCUCGUCUUAUAAAGGUUGGUUUUAAAAGAAAUAUUUGUUUGCAUUAACUUAUAACAAGUCAAUUGAAUUUUGUUUACGUAAGAAAACUUAAGUAUUUCAGUAUUUUAAUUAUCAUUUCAUAUGAUAUUAAAUGUAGAACUGGAAAUACAGACAUACUAAAGCCUUUGUCACUCUCUGUUGAGAUAUUCCUUUCCAUCAGUAUUAUGUUUCAAAGGAUAGGAUAGGGAAAAAUAUACACAUUAUAUGAUAGGUUACCAGGUUAAUUUGUGUGUAAUCAGGUGGGAAAGACUUGUUUUUGUUCAUAUCUUAAUCUUGUGUGGUUCCAGAACUUCAUUAAAUAACUUGGAAAUAUUUGGAUUAAAAUAUUUGCAUCUCCAUAGAAUUUGGUCCCUCUUCCCUUUUAUUUUCAAAAUUUUGGAAUCAAGCUAAUGACAACCAUAUAUUCACAAAUUUAUCUGCCAAUGCUCUUCAUAUAUAUUAUAUAUAUUUAUAUUAUCUAUGCUUAAUUGCAACUGCUACAUUCUGGCUUUACAUACUUCUGACAACUUAUUUAGAAUAUAUGGCAUGGAAAAGUAUUUGAUCAUUACAUUUGUGGCCUUCUCCCAACAACAAAGACAAUUAUAUAAAAUUAAUGAGAAAUUAUUUUAUGAUCUUUUUUUUAUUUUACAAACUUGCAGGAUUACAUGAAAGAAUACGACUGUUUAAAAUAUUUAGUUUUGGUGCUCAAGCAGUUUCUGCUCCAAAGGGACCUGAAUGAAGUGUUCACAGGGGGCAUAUCUUCAUAUAGUCUGACCUUGCUGGCAAUUAGUUUUUUACAGGUACACAAUGUCAUAACAAUUUUUAAGUGGAUUUAGCUCAUCCAAAUUUCUGUUAUCUAUUUAUAGUGCUUGGUCUAAAUUUAUUUCAAGGUAUUUCAUUCAUAAUUUGUAAUUUUGAAGCUAAACAUACAUUUUUAUUAAUUUUAAGGUAAUUAAUUGCUGAUUUCAAAUUCUAUAUUAAAGAGUUCUUAUUACAAAUACUCUUACAAAGAUUAAACUACUUGUAUGUGCAUUUGUGUUCAUCACAGCUACAUCCAAGGGCUAAUGCUACAAAGGCACAAGUUAAUCUGGGGAUUCUGCUGAUAGAAUUUUUUGAGCUUUAUGGACGCAACUUCAAUUACCUGACAACUGCUAUUCGCAUCAAGAAUGGAGGAGCUUAUCUUCCAAAAGAUGAACUAUCGAAAGACAUGGAGAAUGGUUACAGACCUUCUAUGCUGUGCAUUGAAGAUCCACUCAAAGCUGGUAGCUAAAUAUUUUUAAAAAUAAUAGUAAAACAUAAUUUUUGAACUUAUUUUGAGCAUAAGUUCAAAAUUGUUGCUCUAAUACAUGGAAAUUGUUUGCAACCUCUAUUAGUUACGAACUCUGAUGGAAAAUAAAUAAUUUUAUAAUUAAUGCCUAGCAUCUAUUUAUUGCUUUUGUUGUAAUAUUUGUGACAGGAAAUGACAUUGGACGAAGUGCAUUUGGAGCCAUGUCUGUAAAAAAGGCCUUUGAGUAUGCUUAUCUUGCGCUCAAUCAUGCUGUUGCGCCACACAAUAUUCAUCUGUCACAGCACAAUGAAAGGUAAACCUGUAAUACAAUAAUUAAUGUCAAAGGACAAAAAUAAAAAUAUAUUUCUUUCACCCAUAAACACAAGCUAUGAUGCUAAUAUUAUAAAACUGAACAAUAAUUAUGCCUAUGCUAUAAUGACUAACUGAAGAUUUAUGCCUUAUGUCAUAUAAGUGCUUAGGAGUAAAAAACACAUAUAGAUUUAUUCAAUGCUCUGUGCUAUCAUAUAAAUUAAUGGGGGGGGGGGGGCAGUUUUUUUUCCACUGAGUCUGAUUAUUUUUGGAAAAUACCCCUUUGGAAAAUACCUGGGGGGUCCAAGUUUUUUUUAUUCAAUGCUCUGUGCUAUCAUAUAAAUUAAUGGGGGGGGGGGGCAGUUUUUUUUACACUGAGUCUGAUUAUUUUUGGAAAAUACCCCUUUGGAAAAUACCUGGUGGGUCCAAGUUUUACCAAAAAAAUGUUAACUUCUUAUUUGCUAUAAUAUAUGCCAGCUUUUAAACAAUAUUAUUUAGACAGUCCUACACACUACCUGCCAGCCUUUAAACAGGCCUACAGACAGUCCUACACCCUAUACAUCUGCCUUUAAACUGUAGUCCUACAGAAUCCUACACCAGACAUGUGACUCUUUUAGUCGCCUCCCCCUAAAGAAUAAAAUCAACCUAAACAGAGUUCAGAUGUAAUGCAUGAAAGCUUGCUGCUCGACAGCCAUUUUUUUCACUCUGUACUAUUAAUAUUAGGUGGAGUUGGGGGAGGGCUGACUGAAGAGGAAGCAGGGAGAACCAGAAGCAAAAUAUAUAUGAUAUAUAUAUAUUUAUAUAUAUAUAUUACAAAAAUGUUAACAAUUAUUUUCUCAAAUAAAAUCCACCAACUCAUGUUGUUAACAUUUAUUUUUCUUGGAUAGCAUCCUAGGAAGAAUUAUCAGAGUUACAGAGGAGGUCAUUGAGUACAGGUCGUGGGUAAAGAAUAAGUUUUCAAAAAGACAAAAGAUGAAUAAGGAGAAUAUGUAUGACGUGGCACCAUUUGAGUCUUCCCCACCACCACCACCACCCCCAGCAUCACCCCCAGCUGCAGAUUCAGCUCCCAUGAAAGCAACAAGUAGUAAACAGGGAUCACAUCAACAAAGUAAUGAGGUUUCCUAUGCUGCUGUAGCUUCUAGAAAAACUGAAGUUGCUAGGUGAGUUGAAGGAAUUUUUUUAAAUCAGUUAUUGGCUUCACAUAAAUACCUGACUUUAACGUAACUGUUGGGGGGGGGGGUGUUUGGGUGUAGUUGCUAAUUAUGUCUGUCAAUUAUAUUUUUUAAGUGGUGAUGCUGCAUUAUAUUUUAUUCUUGUGUCUGAAUGAGCUGUUUUCCAUUGUUUUGUUGCAAGUGUUUGAAAUUAAGAAAUCUUAAAUUGAUCUGCUAUAAGUUAAUCCACCUCAUCAAAUAAAAUAAUAGUUAAUUAAGACUGGGGUUUUACAUAAUCCGUGCUUAAUGUACAGUUAAGAUGUUUAUUCUUUAAUUUUAAUUUCUGUAUAGCGGUGUGUAAUUAUUUUAAAUGUUGUUGUUUUUGUUGUUGAGCCUUCUCGUCCAUGAGGGGCAUCCACCGAUCAUCGUCGGCGUCUGCGUUUCCUCCAAGGGCAUAGGCCACCUACGAGAGACCUCCAGGCAUCUCUAUCCUGGGCCAGCUUCUCCAGGAUCAAGAAAAUUGGCCAUGAAUGGAAUUAUUUUAAAUGCUUUAUUUUUAUUGUCCUGUCUUUCUAUUUCAAGCUUCCACACACCUUCUUCCACUUUUUCCUUCACACAUGUUGAACUCGGUCUUUGAUUUAUUAUCCUUUUUUUUUUUUUCAGAGGGGCAUCAAGCAGCAACUUAGCUGAAGCAAGGAAUUCCAAUAGCCUGACUAGUCAAGAGGGCAAUGGUGAGAGCGAGGCCAGUGACUCCUGCGGGAACAGCUCAGGUUACAAGUCUUCAGCCAGCUCACAGGCCGGGUCAGAUGGGAACAUCAGUGACACUGUAAGAAAUAAAUUCAUUUGAAUUCAUCAUCUCCUUCUUAUGAUUUCAUCCAAGCCCUCUAUUUUCAUGUAACUAUUUAGCAUUUCUACUUAACCAUGCUGGCUGUGCUUUUUAACCCUGGCACUGCUACUAUUUUAUAGUUUUGGCAAGCAGUCCAAACAGAAUAUGCAGUGAUCUUUCUGAAUAGCUACACAAGUGGGCUUUUGAAACUGCUUCACUUAAAUAUAUUUCAUUUAAAAUUGCAAAAAUAUAUAUUUAUUUGUAAUUUUGAUGCGCACCAUCAAAUAGUAUUCAAAGUAUCUUUCUUCUGGGAUUUUCUAAAAUCAUUAAUUUGAAAGUUAUUUAUUCUAGAUAUUCUAAAUUGCAAAUAUUUUAUUGUUUAUAUAUUUUCUAGAAAUGUAUUAUUUUGUAUGAUUUCUGAAAUUAAUUCCACUGUUGAAUUUCAGGAUUCAGAAUAUGGAAAUGAAGCCAACCAGCCUCGACAAACACACUUGUUUCAACAUAGUGAGUCAAUACCAGGCAGCAAAACAGGACGUUCAUCAGCAUCUGGUGGGCACUACAGCGGAGGUCAUAACCCAAAUUUGGCGAGAAGUAGAGAAUCUUCUAAGCCAUCAGUAUCACCUCAAGGCAACAACUCAGGUGUUAAACCACCACGGGAUGCCAGCAAUAGCAGUGUGUCUUCCUCUCGUUCAUAUAAUGGCAACAGUAGCAGUGGGGGUGGAGCUGGUGGCAGCACUAGUGCAGUCUUUUAUUCAAACCGCCACUACAGUUCUUCAGGCUACAAUGGUUUCAAUGGGGCUUCUCAUUCUCAACAUGACCCAUCUGCAUAUCCGUCUGUCCAGCACCAUUCUUAUCUAUUGUCGACCAAUCCUGGGCCGUCAACGAGAGAUAACAGAGAACAUUAUAUGUCUUAUGGGAAUGGGGCCACAUCACAAGGAGGGAUGCCACUGCAACAAGCACAUCAACGCCCUCCCCCUGUUCCUUUCAGCACCUCUCACAACAGUAACUCAAGGUCAGGAAAUGUUAAGGUGUUCAGCAGGCACAAUGCAGGAGGUAAACAAAGACGGAAAAGUGGUAAAAGAGAUAAUUCCCAAACUAGAGGAGGCAGCAGCGCCAGGUGAUAUGAAGUGGGCUCUGUUGACAGAGCAUGCCUGAUGUAAAAAUCUAUAUACCCCCUAGUGUGUGAUUUCUACAAGAUGAGUAUCUGUGCGACAAGUUAUAUUCUUUAAAUGAAAAUACAGUCAUAUCUAUAGAUUACAAUUAAAUAACUAUUUCGUAUCUAAUUUAUAUAAAAAAUAAUUAUAACAUAUUUCCAUACUAGGCUGCCAAACACAUUGGCCGUCACCAUUGUUUAGCUUUGACAUAACUUUGCUGAGGCUUUUUCCAAAAUUUCAACAAUUAGUCAUGUGAACUUUAAUACAGGAUCAUACUGUGUUUAUCAAGUGUGACCAUAUUAUCAGCUGCCUAACAGAACUGUUUAAAGUGUUAUUGUUUUCAAUCAUUCAAUCAUGCAUCAUUUUUUUGUGCCGGUGGAGGAGGAUAUCAAAGCCAUGGAGUGUUACAGCUUAUUAGUUUAAGGGUAUGAUUUUGUAGUCUGAGGUAAACUUUGUAUAAAAGAUUUGAUGUAAUUAUUUAUUUGACACUAGGCUAGCUAAUUCGGCGUUUAAACCUACAUCUGGGACUGGUGACUAUGACUUUUCAUUAAUAUAUAUUGUUGUUUUGUUGAUUAAUCAGUAAUCUUUAUCAACUCACUUGCCUAGGUAUAUAUUUUUAUGAUAUAAAAUUUUAUAACAUGCAUAAAAUAAUUCAUUUCAUGCAACAAAAAAAUAAUAAAAUAAAGAAAGGUAUCUUUCUUGAAGAGAUAUAAUCUUUUUUUUUUAAGCACUAUGAAAUUAUUUGAACUGAUAAUUUAUUUCAUUUUUGCACAAAAAGUAAAGUUAUCUUUCUAAAAGAGAUAUUAUCUCACAAAAAAAUAUUAAGCACUAUGAGGUGAGUUGAUUCUUACAGUAUUGAUUUGUAUAUGAUCAUGUUGAACUAUAAAAAAUUUUUAAAUUGUGAAUUUUUAGAUGACCAAGUUGAAAUGAAAAUUGUUGUUUUUAAAGAUAAAAGAUAACAAAUUAAAUUUAAAAAAACACCAACGCUGUCAUAGCUUCAUUAUGACUAUACGGUUUUUUAAGUUGGAACUGUUUCUCUAAGUGUGCUGGAUGGGUUGCUUGAAAUGUAAGAUAAUCUGUAUGCUUGUCCCGAAGUUUCUGGAAAUGGCAGCUGUCUAAGUUUAGUUCUAAAAUUUUAAAAUUGUUUCAAAAUAAAUGUCCCCAAAAACAGUUUUCAAAACGAUUUUACCCUCUGGACAUCGACCAACGGUAUUUUAAUAUAAGGUAGUGACUUUAAGUUUUUCCUUUGUACUUUUGUGAUACAUGCGUGUAUAAUAACUUUCUAAAUUUGAACAUUGUAGUACUUACUAAUAUUUAAAGAGAUAUUUUCAUCAUUUCCCUAUUUUGAAAAAGUUUUGAAUGGAAUAAUUUUAAAAGAAAUACAUGAUCAUCGUUUCUUUCUUUUAACCAAAAAAAAAAAUGAAAUAAAUAAAAAAUGAAAUAUUUAAACAGAAAGUAGUGUUUUACAUAUUGACUUGAAUUUUUUGCAUUGAAUUUUGGUUCAUCAAUUAUUUCUAUUCAUUUAUUUUAAGUCCAAAAUUAAUUGAAAUUUUUAAAAAUUAUAAAUAACCUUUUGUUGUCUGUAUGUUAAUUAUAUUUUUUUUACUUGUGUGUGCAAAUCAAUCAAUAUAUUUAUUUUGGUACAGAAAAAGUUCUGAUCAGCAGCAAUGAAAAUUAGGAAUAUCUGAGCUUGUAAUGUGUUUGAAGUGGUGAUAACAACUUUCUGUAGAAAAAAAAAUUCCUGUGCCAUCUACAGUGGCAAUGUGUUUUUAUCACUGUUUUAUGAUAUCAAAACAUAUUUUAAAAAAACUAAAAAAAAACUUGAGAAUGG
Lymnaea stagnalis (great pond snail) is the source of this 27074-nucleotide messenger RNA. The record is from the annotation of a GenBank genome assembly. Lineage: Eukaryota; Metazoa; Mollusca; Gastropoda; Lymnaeidae.